AACAGUGAAUCCGCGGUUCCGCAGAGGUUGAGUUUUGAAUCCUCCUUGGGUUUAUUUAUUCCUUCUGUCCGAAUCCAAGUAGUAGUUAAAGCUCGUUGUUAUUCACAAGAAGACCACAAACAAUUAACUGAACGAUCACAAUGCCUCUUCCUCGUCAAGUCUUCAUUGCCGUUGUCGGCGCCGGUGGUGUUGGCAAGGCCUUCCUCUCCCAGCUUUCCACUCUCUCCAAACGUCUCUCCCAAUCGCCAUCAUCACCCUACUACCUCUCCCUCAUCUGGCUGAGCACCUCGAAGAAAGCCGUAUACCACGCCGACUACAAGUCUCUCUCUAACUGGGAGUCCGAACUUGAAAACACCUCCAAGCCCGCCCUGCCGCUCCCUCAGCUUUGCGAAUACCUACAAAAAGCCCCUGGAAAGGUGGUACUCGUGGACAACACAAGCAACCAGGAUGUUGCGGAUAGCUAUCCCGACUUCCUGAAGAAGGGCAUCAGUAUCGUGACACCAAACAAGAAGGCUUUCUCGGGAAGCUAUGAGCUGUGGACACGCAUCUUCGACGCUGCUGGUAACGGAAACGGUGCUGGAGGCUACGUCUUCCAUGAAUCUUCCGUGGGCGCAGGUCUACCCAUCAUCUCUACACUGAAAGAUCUCGUAGAAACUGGCGAUGAGAUCACGAAAAUCGAGGGCGUCUUCAGCGGCACAAUGAGCUUCCUGUUCAACUCCUUCCAGCCUCUGGGCGGAGGAGGCGGCAAGUUCUCAGCUGAAGUCAAGAACGCAAAAGAAAAGGGCUACACAGAGCCAGAUGCACGCGAUGACUUGAACGGUCUAGACGUUGCCCGCAAGCUUACCAUCCUCGCCCGUUUGUCAGGCCUCAAAGUCGAAUCACCGACUUCCUUCCCGGUAGAAUCUCUCAUUCCGAAAGAACUCGAAACAUGCUCCUCUGGUGAUGAGUUCCUCGAGAAACUCCCACAAUACGACGACCGAAUGGAGAAGCUAAAGGCUGAGGCUGCACAAGAAGGCAAAGUCAUCCGCUUUGUAGGAAGCCUAAAGGUGCCAAGCAACGAAGUCAAGGUCGGUCUGGAGAAGUUUGACAAGAACCAUUCCAUCGCCCAGCUCAAGGGCAGCGAUAACAUCAUCGCCUUCUACACGAAGCGAUACGGCGACAACCCACUCAUCGUCCAGGGCGCCGGCGCAGGAGGUGACGUUACAGCCAUGGGUGUUACAGCUGAUUUAAUUAAAGUCCUACGGCUACUGCACUAAGCGUGGACAAGAGUGAAAGUAAAGCUCCACGUAUAUAAAAGUCGAUACAAAACUUCAUGCCGAC
Messenger RNA from Pyrenophora tritici-repentis Pt-1C-BFP, 1320 nucleotides. RefSeq names its product ThrA, Homoserine dehydrogenase. Gene Ontology annotation, molecular function: aspartate kinase activity; homoserine dehydrogenase activity; NADP binding. Gene Ontology annotation, biological process: L-homoserine biosynthetic process; aspartate family amino acid biosynthetic process. Lineage: Eukaryota; Fungi; Ascomycota; Dothideomycetes; Pleosporales; Pleosporaceae. The record is from RefSeq and is a predicted model, not a curated record.